Molecule: messenger RNA, 2653 nt
Organism: Gavia stellata (red-throated loon)
Lineage: Eukaryota; Metazoa; Chordata; Aves; Gaviiformes; Gaviidae
Gene: RFT1
Product: RFT1 homolog
Exons: 13
Coding region: 1-1620 (539 amino acids)
Biological process (GO): glycolipid translocation; dolichol-linked oligosaccharide biosynthetic process
Cellular component (GO): endoplasmic reticulum membrane
Source: RefSeq, a predicted model, not a curated record
AUGGCCUCGCAGGACGUGCUCAGCCAGACCACCCGGCUGGCCUCCUCCAGCGCUUUGCUGCAGGUGCUGUUCCGGGUGGUCACCUUCGGGCUGAACGCGUUCACUCUGCGCUACCUCUCCAGAGAGCUGAUCGGCGUGGUCAACGUGAGGCUAACACUACUGUAUUCAACAGUUGUCUUCCUAGCCAGGGAGGCAUUUCGCAGAGCUUGUUUGAGUGGAAGUACAAAGCGAAACUGGACCAAAACAAUUAAUCUAUUGUGGCUGACAGUCCCUCUUGGUGUUUUUUGGUCUAUUUUCUUGGGCUUAGUAUGGCUACACUUACUUGAAGUACCUGAUCCUUCUGUGGUUCCUCAUUAUCAGGCUGGUGUAGUGGCAUUUGGUCUUUCUGCAAUUAUCGAGCUUCUAGGAGAACCGUUCUGGGUUUUAGCACAAGCUCAUUUGUUUGUGAGACUUAAGGUAAUUGCUGAAAGCCUUUCAGUAGUGUCAAAAUGCAUUUUGACAGUUAUUUUAGUAGUGCUUUAUCCUCAGUGGGGCCUCUACAUUUUUUCCUUGGCUCAGCUUUUAUAUGCCAGUGUUCUGGUGAUGUGCUAUGUAAUUUAUUUUGUGAUGUUUUUGGGAUCUCCUGAAGCAACAAAGAAGUCAUUUCCAGUUGCUAGAAUGAAAGCUCUAUUACCUAACUUGGUGGAAGAUGAGACCUUUGUUAAUUGGAAGGAAGCAUGGUUGACUUGGAGUUUCUUCAAACAAUCCUUCUUGAAACAGAUUUUGACAGAAGGUGAACGGUAUGUGAUGACUUUUUUGAACGUGUUAAAUUUUGGAGAUCAGGGUGUAUAUGAUAUCGUCAAUAAUCUUGGUUCACUGGUGGCCAGGUUUAUCUUUUUGCCUGUUGAGGAGAGUUUUUAUGUCUUUUUUGCUAAAGUGCUGGAAAGAGGGAAGAAUGUAAAGGAUCAGAAGCAGGAUGAUGUUGCUAUGGCUGCGAAUGUAUUAGAAUUGCUGUUGAAACUUGUGCUUCUGAUUGGCCUCACCAUCACGGUUUUUGGCUAUGCCUAUUCUCAGCUGGCUCUGGAUAUUUAUGGAGGCUCAAUGCUCAGUUCUGGAACAGGUCCUGAUCUCCUCCGAUGUUACUCAUUAUAUGUCCUAUUUCUUGCUAUCAAUGGAGUAACAGAAUGUUUUACAUUUGCUUUGAUGUGCAAAGAAGAGGUGGAUAGGUACAAUUUUGUUAUGCUGGCCUUGUCCUUCACAUUUCUGUGCAUCUCUUAUUUCUUGACCCACUGGCAUGGCAGUAUAGGCUUUAUCCUUGCCAACUGCUUUAACAUGGGUAUUCGAAUAGCUCACAGCAUCCACUACAUCUAUGAUUACUUCAAAGAAAGCACUUACAGACCUUUGACAGGCUUGCUUCCCUCCCCAUUUUUGGUACUUAUUUAUAUCAUAAGUGGAGUAAUCACUGGUUUCUCAGAGGUAUUCUUCUGCUGCGAUAAGGGUUGGAUGGCAAGGCUGAUUCACAUCAGUGUGGGGGCUCUGUGCUUUGCAGCAACUGUCAUUACUAUGUUCUGCACAGAGACCAAGCUGAUCCACUUUGUCAGAAGCCAGUUCCUCUCCCGGUAUAUGAAGAAAGGAACAUGAAAUGCUUGUGUGCAGAACGGUUCUUUUACAUUCUUACAGGAGAGGGCUGUAUUUUUUGCGUAAGAUCUGUAUGGAAAAAGGUUUCCACAUGUGUUUAUUGGAAGCAUUGAUAUUGGAGUGCCAGUGUAAAAGGUUGCCAACUGAAUAUUAGUUUGUCUUCUAAACUGGUCAGUACAGUGAAAGAGAGCUGAGUAAUUUUCUCUGUAUGCAUCAUUCUUUUCUAAGCUUUUCUUCAAACAGCCUCUUCGGUAAUGACUGAAGAUCUAAGAUACACCCUUCUGACGUAAACUAGUUGACAGACUUCAUGGAGAGAGCUCCUAUUCUUACCAAUGGGGAGUACAUGUAUGGAGUCAUCUAAUGGCUUACAUCUUAAGAUGUAAUUAAGAAUGCCCUUAUUUGGCAUGGUGGGCUGCUUAACUGAUUAGAAAAUAAAUGGUCUGACAAAAAAAACCCAAAACAACAAAACCCAGACAACAAAAAAAAGCUGAAGAAAACAGUAGAGCAAGGACUGAUAGCGAUGUAACUAUUACUGAAGUAGAACAUAAUGCAAUGCAGAGAGAUUGAGUUGUCAGUGUUUUGAAGUGUAAAGCGGUGAACAGAAAGUUCUGACGUUUACAAGUAAAUUAAUGGAAUACACAGCAUGUGUCCAUGCUGUGUAAGAUUAUUUCAUUCAGCAUAUCAUUCAUUUAUGAGGGUAUUGAUUAACUUGUCAAAAAUACUCUGAAGCCUUAGCUAAAAGAAAAAAGGGGUUUUGAGCAGUGUUUUACAGAAGACGUUAAGUACGAUCACACUGAUGCUGAAGUUCCAGAAGGUUAAUGAUGAAACUUCUUACUUUCACUCCAUUGGUUUUGUUUUUAUCUGAGCUUUUAAAUACCAGCACGAACAAAUUUGUCUCAAUAAAAUGAUUUUAUCUUGUCUUUGAAAUCAAAUAUUAAAUAUAUUUAAUAGGAUUUCUUUCAAGGAUUUAUGCACACUGAAACUUUCAUUAUUGAAUAGAAAAUGCUUCAUUUUGUUACAAUCAGUUUUCCUCAAU